Messenger RNA from Artibeus jamaicensis (Jamaican fruit-eating bat), 8408 nucleotides. It is a transcript of the gene CHST1, whose product is annotated as carbohydrate sulfotransferase 1. Gene Ontology annotation, molecular function: keratan sulfotransferase activity; N-acetylglucosamine 6-O-sulfotransferase activity. The transcript has 3 exons. Gene Ontology annotation, biological process: keratan sulfate proteoglycan metabolic process; carbohydrate metabolic process; N-acetylglucosamine metabolic process. Gene Ontology annotation, cellular component: Golgi membrane. Lineage: Eukaryota; Metazoa; Chordata; Mammalia; Chiroptera; Phyllostomidae. The record is from RefSeq and is a predicted model, not a curated record. The coding region runs from base 6351 to 7586 and encodes 411 amino acids.
GAGGUCAGUCAGUCUCCCCACUGCCCGGGAGAGCUUUCUCCAGGUCCAGCCGCUGGGACCCUGCCCACUGGCUGUGGGGUGGGACGGGACCGUGAGGUGGUCUCCGCCACCCAAACAGCAGGGGUCUCCGAGCACACAGGCUGUGGGGGCUUCCGUGGAGGAGCCUGGGGGGGUCUGCUUUAACUUCCUUAAACAUUUCCAGGCCAUGCCUGCCUGUUCGUGGGUUAGAGCAUCCCCUGGAAAUCAGGCUCGGGAAUCCUGCUUGUGGGGAUGGCCCUUUGCCUAGCACUGUGCCGUGCUGUUGGCAGUCACCAGCUUUCUGUCUCACAGCCCAAAUACUUGAAAGAUUCUGUGACUGUCCUUCUCAUUUUGUAGAUAAGGAUCACUGAGGCCUGUGCCGGGUAAGUGGCCCGGUCGGGUCCCCAAGCUGUAAGGCAGCAGCAGUGGGAGUCCAAUCCAGGCCAGCUGGCCCCACGAGGGUGCCCAGCUGCCACCCUGCCUGCCUCUUCACAUGCCUGUGGGUGACUCUCAUGGAGGCUUGAGACCCCCUCGGGGGUGCCGGUGCCAUCACGUGUGGACACUAGAGCAACUUGCACUGGAGACACGAGAGCUCCUAAGAGGCAGCUGAGGGGCUCUGCGGCUGAUGGGAAGUCAGCACGUCAGUUGCCCCCUGUGAGUCUGUCUUUGGAGCCAGGACUGGGAGCACUCUCGCCCUACCCCUGGAGGUAACUGAAUGACAUGCUGGUUCUGCCCGUGGGGUCUGUGCAUAGGCCGCAGGGCCUGGGAUUCCAGAGAUUAUUAUACAGAAACACUGUGUUUGUGUUGGUGCAGAUUCUGGGAGUAAUCCACAGACUUCACGGUGUUUCAGGUUGAGCGGCAGAACCCCAAAGGGAAAUCCACUGAAAAUGCCUCUAGUCUCCUCUUAGGCCAUCCUGGAACACAGAGGCUAAGUCUGGACGCCAUCAGUUCGCCUCACCUGGCAAGGUUGCACUGGCUGAAUUAUGUACUGGGAUAUUGCUCACCUUGAAGGAUGUUUGAGAAUACAGCCCCAGGGCUCUCUAGAAAACCCCUCAGGAGAAAUCUGGUGCUGAAGUCAAUAUCAGAAGUAGCUGGGUACUUCUUGAGCUGAUGCUUUAAUCUUCAUCUCAUGGAUCCUACAAAAUAUAUAAAUUGCAUAUUUCUCUUUUCCCAUUGGCUUCCAGGUAGCUCUGACUUAUAUGCGUAGCCCAGGAGUGGUUUGGUGCUUGUACACUGACCUGGCUUCUAGUUCUUUCAGACUUUCAUAUUCUUGUUUUUCACCUGCCUUAUUUCAUUGCCACAUUUUCCUUAAGAAGGGAAAAACCUUGCUGUUUUAUGUGAUUUAGCCGUAACUAAACAAACAUCUAUGGUGGAUUCGUGCUGGCCACUGCCAAUGUAGGGAUUAAGCACUUCCUUUCUGCAGUCUCCAUCCUAGAGGCCUGUUUGCCAACUCCUCCCUCCCUGUCCAGUUGGCCCUGCCCCUUGCUCCAUGUCCUCUGGGCCCCAGAGCCUUGGGGCCCCUCCAGACUGGCUCCUGGGUCUGGUUAGAAAUAUGAUAUUCAGGUUUUUUUCUUUGCUUUCUCUAGGUCCCUAGAACUUCACAAACUGUUUUUUUUGGGGGGGAGAAAUAGCUGGAAGAGCAGUCAUUUCCCCAAUUCAGGCCUCUGCUGUGCCCCCACAGCCUCAGGUCCCCUUUGAGGUCUCACUCUUUUUCAGCAGCCCCAGCUGACUGCUGUCCUUCGGGGUCUGCCUGAGCAGAAAGAACACCAUUCUGGUGGAAAGGUAGUGACUUUGACCCUGGUUCCUUGGAAAUGGAGGAGGAGAAGGUUGGCUGGCAGUGCUGGGGGAGCAGAAUAGUUGGCACAGGGAAGUGCCAGUGCUGAUUUUGGGGGCCCCACCCUGUCAUUAGUCUUCCAGUUCUUGCAUGGGUGGCUUCACUCUGUCCCAAAAAGUUAAUAAAUUCAAACUGAACCAAAAAGCUCUGUGUAAACUGUGCCUUCCUUGCAUCCCCAUCUCCUCGCUCCCCUUCUGGGGCUCUACAAUUACUGGCUCAGCACAUGUUUUUUCAGUGGUUGUUUACACACACACACACACACACACACACACACACACACACACAUUCCUGUUCGAAACCCAGAAAUGGCAGUAUACUAUUGCACAUGUGUUUUCUGGCCCUAGCUUUUUUUGGUUAAUAAUAUAUCAUGGGUGAUGUCUGCGGAAACUUCUCUGAUAGCGUUACCUGCAACGAAAAUCCUGGGGUUGGGCUAGUGCUACUUGUAGGUUUCUGGACCUCCGAAAGUCCACCCAUGGGUGUCCCUUCUUUCCCCUAGAGACUUGACCUCUCCAAUUGUGUGUGUAAAACUGUGGGCACAAAGGGAUCUUUCUGAGAGGAGGGAUUGUGUCUCUCCAAGGGGCCUGUGGCCCAGAAAAGGCAGAGUCACAGCUCUGGGUGGCCUGAGAUUUCAUAGAGGGGGGAGGCAUGAGGUUGAGGGCAGGUGGUGCUGAUUCAGCAGAGGGCACAGCCCCUGGACUGCGCCAGCCAUGGAUCAGGCUGAGGUGGGGGGCAGAGUGCUCUCCCAUCCCUGGUAUCUUCUCGGAAGAUGACUGGGGCCUUCCCACUCCCAAAGAAGGGUCCCUACCUUCAGAGAGAAUGGCCCUGACUCUGAGAGUGGCGUAUGGGGCCUUCCUGGGCUCAGAAACCCCCUGUGGUCAGACCUGGGAGGCCCUUAGGGUUGCUGGAUCUGUUGAAAAACUGAGACACAGAGCCCAAAAUCACCAAGCCAGGGAAAGGCAGAGGCUGUGGGCUGCUCCUGCCUGUGAUGAUCAGUUCACUGUUCCUUCCCUUGCCAGAGCAGAAUGAGACCAGGGAGAAGCCCUGCAAAUGAGGUUUGGCUGCCUGUUGCUGCUUGCCUCUUGGUGUGUGCAUAAGGAAGAGGAGGAGCACAGAGCAGAAGUCAUAGCCAGGGUGGGCGUGUAAUCAUCACAUCUCACUGCAUCCUGCAACAUCACCUCCCGUUGGCUGCAUCUUCACACUAAGCAGCUGCCGACCAGCCAGGAAUUCUGAACACAGCAAAGACGCAGGGCUAAGAGGCUGCACUAUAGGAUAUGGCCACUAGAGGGAAGCAGGAAAACCACUGCACUAGCUCAGCGUGAGAAAGUUCGAGGCCUGAGAGAGGAGCCAGGGAAGAAGGGGCAGUGGGCAGGGGCCUGCUUGGCAGGGGUCUGGGCACAAUGAUGAGAGAGACUGUGUACCAGAGCCAGUGGUGAUUUGUUCUGGGGCAUCUCCCCAAGACAAAAGAGCAAAUAAUACAUUUAAUGAUGGUAACAGUAGGUUACAUUCAUUGAAUGCUUACUAUAUGCUGGACUCCAUUAACACAUCAAUCCUCACAACAGCCUUGUUAAAAUUAUCUGCACUUUUCAGGGGAGAGAACAGAGGACAAGAGAGAUGAAGAAACCUGGCCUUCUAGGGGGCUGGUGUCAGAGCCCACGUCCAAGGCAUGAGGCGGUGCCCUAUUCUACACCCGGCACUGAUGAAAUGCUUUAAGUCCUUCAGUUCUAUGAGAUACCCACUUUACAUGUGGGGAAACUGAGGCGCAGAGACAGUCACCCAGGCCCACACACCUGCUAAGUGACAUCCAGGUGGGCGUGGUUCCAUGACUUGAGCUCUCAGCUCUGAAUUACAGUUCUCCAGCAUAGAGGUGUCCCAUCUGCCCGCCCCAUGUGGUGGUGCUCUGUGCCUUAAUAUCAAUGUGGCUGACACUGCAAUCUGAGCUUCCUGUUUCGAGUGGGAGUUCACCGACUCCCGUGCCUUCCAACAGAAGUUACAGAUUCUGGGCCUCAGAUCUGCCUGGCUUUUGACUAACCAGAGGUGUAGGGAAGCCAUUGCCAGAGGAUGCUUGAAGCUCAGGGAGGGGACCUGGGACUCAGAGUCUAGCUUAGAGGUCGAGGGUGUUGAGGAUUCUCUUGCAGUGACCAAAGCUCCCCUGGGAACAAUGAGACCUGGCCCUAGGGCCUCUGGUUUUCAGGGCAUAUGCAUUUAGCAUACCAAGGAGGCUUGGCCAGCCCUGGGCCCUGCUCUGCCAGGCUGGCAGGACAGCGGGGACAUUUCUGGGAGGACCUGACUUCCUCCAUCUUCCUGUUCCCAUGCCCUGGUUUUGCCCUUCUGGGGGGAAGGGGACGGCUGGCCACUGGGCUCUUGAACACAUCCCCCCUCCUUGGAACCCAAGCUGCACCUUAUGAAUCUGAGUCCCACUUUCUUAGAGAUUUAUAACAUCAAGAUGCUUCAUGACUUCUGAUUCAUUGGCCAAGGCAACAGCUUCCAAUCCAGCCUUAAGUUUCUCUGGGUGGGGGUGAGCAGGGACAGUGGAGGAAAGAAACAGAAAUGGUCCCCUCCCUGUCCUCUUCAUCCUGUUUUUAGGGACAGAAUCCUGUAGUUACAUGAAGUCCCUUUAAGGGUUCUGUUUCUCAUCUCGACAAGGCCAAACAGGGAGGAGUGUGAGCGGAACAGAGAUCAGGAGCAGGAUUCAGGGGGAGGAUUGGAUUCCAGAGCACAGCGACUGGGCUGGAAUCCUGGCUCUGCCCCUUGCUAGAGGUGCGACCUUGGGAAAUCUUUCUCACCUUGCAGAGCCUCAGCUUCCUUACCUGUAAAAUGGGGAUGUGACGGCAUCAGUCUUAUGAGGUUGGCAGGAGGGCAGGACGAGCCGAUGCGUGUGAAGGGAGCAUGUGCCCGGGAGAAACGUCGUGAAUGCCCAGGAAGUGCUCCCUUGUCUUUGUGCUGUUUUACCCAUAGUGCCUGUCUCAUGCUGGGUGGCUGACAGAUGUGAAAAAAGACAAAGUGAGUACAAACAAAUGCAAUGGCAUUGCAACUGAAGUAUAGGGCCCCGAAAUAUUAGCUGGCACUAUUAUUGAUGGCGUUCCCUACCUGUUCUUCCAAGGUGUUUGUGUUUGUCUCAGGUUACUCAGGCAGGGCAGGCCUGCACUCUGCAGGGGAAUGAGAUUGAAAGCAGAGAGAAUGUUCUCUCUGGGUACCUCAUCCACCCCAGCAUCCUCUGCUGCCAUGGGGUGAGGAGGGGUCGGAUGGGAUGUGGUCGGGGUUGUGUUAUUUUCUCUCUUCACAUUGGAGGUUCUCAAGAAUGUAGACUGUGCCCUUCACCUAUUCCCUGCCCCUUGGUAACAUGGUAUUGCUUUCCAAAGGUACUAAGUGGAGUUUCAUAUAGAAAACAGGACUCCUAGGCUCCAGAGCCUCAGCCGGCUCAUUGCCAGCUCAGCCCAGCCUUUGUACCGCUCCUCAAGCUGAUGGUGAAGGGGCCAGAGCACUGGCCUGCAAAUCGGACCCAGAGGGAUUUAAGUCUCUGCUGCUUCUUAUUUGCUUAUACAUGUAUGCCUAGUCUUUGAGGCUCAGUUUCUCCAUGUGAGCAAUGGAAGUGAGGACCCUGACCUCCCACAGGGGGCUUGUAAGGGAUAAUGUGGUGUUGAGAGUUGGGUGAGCAGAGCCAGGCAUUACUGCAGGGUUGGGACAUGAGGCCCCCUAACCUCCCCCCCCCAGAGAAAUCAUACCAAUAGCACAAUGGGGGGAGACUAUUCACAAAGCAUGUGGAUUCGGUCCCUCGGCUGUGGGCCAACUGAGCAAUGAGACUGGGCAGCAAAGGGAAGGAAUAUGCUCUAAGUCCUGGAAAUCAUCUAUCCACCCCCAUUUAAUGCCCAGUCCCUCUCUUGCCAGUUCACAGAUGGGCUGGGGACGUUAACUCAGUGCAUGUUUGAAGGCCAAGUAUGCGUAAACUAGAGGAACAGAAAGUCAAAUCUUUGAGGGAGAAGAGUGUGGGCUCUGGACAACCUGCUGGCUGCGGGUUAAAUCGGGUCGCUUUAGCCCUGUGCCUCCGCUGUCCUGCCUGUGGGAUGGAGGUUAUUGUAUUGGCUUCCACCUGAAGUUCUUGGGGCGAAUACAUGAGCUCCGAGGUAAAGGGCUUACUUAGCACUUAGGCCAUGCUCAGUAGGUGCUAAUCAAAAUAAUGCUGUGAUCUUGGUGUUUUAACUUUGAAUCCAUGGAGAGCGUGAAGGUCAGGGAUGCUCCCUGGUCCACUCUUGCUUUGAGUUUCAGGUAGCCUUUCUCUCCCCCGUGUGGCUGGAAGGCGAACCUCUUGCCCCCGCUGUCCCUUCCUGGGGGCCUCAGCAUCCUGGCUGUUGCGACUGAGCUGCAUUUCCACCUGGAGGUGUGAGUCUGCUGGCCACGGGGCUGCCUCGAAGGAGACCUGGUGGCUGCGGACUCCCCGGCUUGGAGCAGCCCCUCUUUGACCUCGAAAGGUGGAGAAGCAGCCCCAUGAAGGUGCCCAGCCAUGCAAUGUUCCUGGAAGGCUGUCCUCCUCCUCGCCCUGGCCUCCAUCGCCAUCCAGUACACGGCCAUCCGCACCUUCACCGCCAAGUCCUUCCACACCUGCCCGGGCCUGGCUGAGGCGGGGCUGGCCGAGCGGCUGUGUGAGGAGGGCCCCACCUUCACCUACAACCUCUCCCGCAAGACCCACAUUCUCAUCCUGGCCACCACGCGCAGCGGCUCCUCCUUCGUGGGCCAGCUCUUCAACCAGCACCUGGACGUCUUCUACCUGUUCGAGCCCCUCUACCACGUCCAGAACACGCUCAUCCCCCGCUUCACCCAGGGCAAGAGCCCCGCGGAUCGGCGGGUCAUGCUGGGCGCCAGCCGCGACCUCCUGCGGAGCCUCUACGACUGCGACCUCCACUUCCUGGAGAACUACAUCAAGCCGCCGCCCGUCAACCACACCACGGACAGGAUCUUCCGCCGCGGGGCCAGCCGGGUGCUGUGCUCGCGGCCAGUGUGCGACCCCCCGGGCUCUGCGGACCUGGUGCUGGAGGAAGGGGACUGCGUGCGCAAGUGCGGCCUGCUGAACUUGACGGUGGCUGCCGACGCCUGUCGGGAGCGCAGCCAUGUGGCCAUCAAGACAGUGAGGGUGCCUGAGGUUAACGACCUGCGGGCCCUGGUUGAAGACCCCCGGUUAAACCUCAAGGUCAUCCAGCUGGUGCGAGACCCCCGUGGCAUUCUGGCUUCCCGCAGCGAGACCUUCCGCGACACGUACCGGCUCUGGCGGCUCUGGUACGGCACCGGGAGGAAACCCUACAACCUGGACGUGACGCAGCUGACCACGGUGUGCGAGGACUUCUCCAACUCCGUGUCCACCGGCCUCAUGCGGCCCCCGUGGCUCAAAGGCAAGUACAUGCUGGUGCGCUACGAGGACCUGGCCAGGAACCCCAUGAAGAAGACCGAGGAGAUCUACGGGUUCCUGGGCAUCCCCUUGGACAGCCACGUGGCCCGCUGGAUCCAGAACAACACGCAGGGUGACCCCGCCUUGGGCAAGCACAAGUACGGCACCGUGCGCAACUCGGCGGCCACGGCCGAGAAGUGGCGCUUCCGCCUCUCCUACGACAUCGUGGCCUUCGCCCAGAACGCCUGUCAGAGGGUGCUGGCGCAGCUGGGCUACAAGAUGGCCACCUCGGAGGAGGAGCUCAAGAACCCCUCCGUCAGCCUGGUGGAGGAGCGGGACUUCCGCCCUUUCUUGUGACAAGGGCUCCGCCGGUGAGGCCGAGGGGCACCUGGUGUCGGUUUUGAUAAAAUGGACCAUUUUUAACUGUUGCCUUAUUUCCCCCUCCCUCUCCCACACUGUCUUUGUGUCCUUCUGCCCACCCCACAUUUCCUUCUGCCUCUUUUGUCUCUGAAAUUUGCACUAUGUCUUGGACAGGAGUCGCUGGGGCAGAAGGGGAGUGAGCGGGGUGCAGCCUCCACCGCACCCCACUCAGACACACGGACACUGGGUGUCUGUGUGGAUGGUGACCAUGUUUACAAGCACCGCACUCACACAUGCACCUACAUGCACACGCGGGUGCGCACAGGGGAGAGGCCCCGAGCCACACAACUCCCUAAGCGCUCUGAGUGGGCGAGUGGUCAGGGAAUGGUAGUUUUGGCCCUGUCUAACUUCUACAAGGUAAGAGGUUAAAGAAAAGGCCUCCUCCCUCUAAUUUAUGAAUGGUGUCUAUCCCUCCUCACCCCGCUUCCUGCCCCCCCGCCCACUGCCCCCUUUGGAGCAUAGAAACUGCCCCUCCUGCCCACCCUUGCUUGUCGGUGAGCAGGUUUUUACUGUGAGGUGAAUGUGGACCUUGUUUAUUUUUUCCAGACUGUGGCGAUGCUGUCUGUCUGUCUGUCUGAGUCUUGUGGCUGCCCCUGGACCAGUAAUGACUGAUAAAUCUUAUGGGUUUCUGAUUGAUCUUGGGGUCCAUCUGUGAUCUUUUCUUUGUGCCAAAAAGAAAAAAAAAGAGUGGAUCGGUUUGCUAAAUGAACAUGGAAAUGCUUUAUCUGUGUUUUAUGUAAAUAAAAGAGUACAAUAAUA